AUGUACCAAGGAGAAUCAAGUUUUAGUGGUGUAAUGAUUCCGAAGGCUAAAGGAAUUACAAAGAUUUGCACAGAUGGAAGGCUUCAGUUUACUUUUGGUGGAAAGGAAAGAAAUUUGAUAGAAAAUAAAAUUAACCCAAGAAUAGUUAAAUGGACGUUAAUUUCUCGUGAAUUUUACAAGAAGAGUGAAAAAACUUCUAACAAGUCUACUGAACAAAAACUAACUGUAACAAAGAAAGUUAGAGGAUUUAAUUGUGUUCCUUCUUCUUUAAUUAAAAAAUCUAAUUAA
This is a messenger RNA of Hepatospora eriocheir, 288 nucleotides long. NCBI's taxonomy places the organism in Eukaryota, Fungi, Microsporidia, Hepatosporidae. The record is from the annotation of a GenBank genome assembly.